AUGGUCUCUCAAAAUGUCUUCAAUCUGUGCCAAGCCACUGAAACUGUUAGUUCAGCUCUAGCAAAAGACCCAAGUCAAUCACCCGGCGACAUUGUCAAAGAAUUAUACCACCGCGAACACGAUAUCAAACCAACACCACCACCGUCACCACCAAACGAAUCCGUCAGUGCCGUCGAAACAGCCUUCCAAUGCGGCCGUUGGGGCCCAACCGUACCGAGUCAACUCUUCCUCCAAGCCUUCGCCGACGCUCUACAAUGUCUAGACAAAGACCCAAUGGCUGCAGUGGUAUCUCCUCCUCUCAUGGGCACCCAUGGCACGGUACCUCUUACAGUUAUUGCGCCUCUUGCGGAUAUUAUGCGGCAUACUGCUAAUCUUAUCGUGCGUGCUCAGAAGGAGGUGUUUCUGAUUACGUGCUCAUGGGCUCCAUCCGUCGCACAAAGACUGAUCAAGAGCGCCUUGAUCGAACUGUCAAGACGUGCUGGUCAGAGAGGGGAUAAAGUCGUUGUGAAGGUCAUGUACGACAAGGCCACGGCAGCCAAUGUCAAGAAUCCACAUCAGCACGUCAAGCAGAAAUCCUACACGUCUGAUUCAGUCGACCUCCCUUCACCAGAGGAGAUACCGAACAUCGAUAUGGAAGUCGUCAGCUUGCACAAAUACGUGCUAGGCACCUUGCAUGCCAAAUUCUGCGUGGUGGAUCGCAGGGCUGCGGCUGUUAUGAGCAACAAUACUGAGGACAAUGAUAAUCUUGAGAUGAUGAUCCAUGUCGAGGGACCUAUUGUUGACAGUAUAUACGACACUGCUCUUAUCACCUGGAACAUGGCUCUUAGUCCAACGCUCCCUCUGUGCGGCGAUUCUCCUCCCCCAUCCGAGAAUGGCGUGCAUCAAUCGAGCGAAGUGCCUGUGUUUCACGACCCAUUUACAGCCCAGGACCAAGUCGCCGAUGCUAGUGACCCAGCACUAAAGGAGCACACCCCAGAGGAUCCACACUACGACGAAGAUAUGGCAGGCGAAGUGCGACGCAUGCAAGCCAGCUACGAAGACAAAGACCACGAAUCCCUCCUUCAAGCAGCGAAUCGCAAACUCAACGUCGCAGCCCCGAAUAAAGUUGAUCCUACCGGACCUGAGAUCCAACACGGCGAAGAAAUGACGCCAUACAUCCUCAAUGAAAAUCCCACGCCCGUUCCCAUGGCCCUCGUGUCUCGUGCACCCUAUGGUCCUAUAGACACAAAGAAUGUCAAGGUUCCGCAAAACGAGGCCUGGCUAUCGUUGAUACGAAAUGCUCAACGGAGUAUCUUCAUCCAGACACCAGACUUGAACGCCGCGCCGUUGAUCCCUGCACUUAUCGAAGCCGUCAAACGAGGUAUUGAAGUGACAUACUACGUGUGUUUCGGCUACAAUGAUCCUGGCGAAAUGAUGCCCGGCCAAGGCGGAACAAACGAUCAAAUUUCCCAACUCCUCGUCUCAUCACUACCAGAAGGUAGCCCAGAGCGCGAACGUCUACAUAUAUACAAUUACAUCGGCAAAGACCAAAACCACCCCAUCCACCAAUCCUUGAAAUCCCGAUCCUGCCACAUCAAACUACUUAUCGUAGACGGCAGCGUCGGAAUUCAAGGAAGUGGUAAUCAAGAUACUCAAUCUUGGUUCCAUAGUCAGGAAAUCAAUGUUAUGAUUGAUAGUCCGGAGAUUUGUAAGAUGUGGAGGGAGACUAUUGAUAGGAAUCAGAAUACAAAGAUGUUUGGAAAGGUUGCGGAGGAUGGAAUUUGGAGGGAUAAGGAGGGGAACCCAGGGAAGGGAUAUAUGGGGAAUCCGGGGAGUGUUAUGGGGUUUGUCAAGGGUGCUGCUGGGAUGAUUAGUAAGUGGAAGAAUACGGGUGGGUUCUGA
This is a messenger RNA of Fusarium coffeatum, 1881 nucleotides long. RefSeq lists its product as uncharacterized. Gene Ontology annotation, molecular function: catalytic activity. The transcript has a single exon. The record is from RefSeq and is a predicted model, not a curated record. Lineage: Eukaryota; Fungi; Ascomycota; Sordariomycetes; Hypocreales; Nectriaceae. Bases 1 to 1881 code for a protein of 626 amino acids.